AUGUGGCCGUUCACUAGGGAGAAACAGACGGAGGAGGUGACGGCAGACUUGGCUCCCGAAGUCCAGCAGUUCUUCCACGAUGCCAACCCCGAACAGAGCAACCAGCUGAUCUUGGAGAUGACGCCGCACCAGCAGCGGGUCAACCAGGUGUUGGCUAAACACGCCGACUACAGCAGCGAGCUCGACGAGUACCGCCGCAAAAACCGCCCCCAGCUCGUGUGUCAAAUCAACUGUGCCGAGCUCCAGGAACAGGUGCUGAAGUGUUUCAAAGAAGCGAAAUACUGGCUGACCGACCCGUGUCGGGAACAGAUUGACCGAGCGAAACAGUGUGCCACUCUCACAUCCGACGCCUUGAAGCGAAUGCACUACCUGGACUGUUACCUGGUGAAACAGUGUGAUGCCAUCCGUUUCAUCAUCGACCGGGCGUUUGUGAAUAAUUUCGGCCGCUAUGGCGACGAGGGCAGCGAGGACGCCAUCGCCAAGUUUAACCAGGAGUUGGACCUGUAUUUCAACCAGGUGUGGAAGUAA
Diutina rugosa is the source of this 528-nucleotide messenger RNA. RefSeq lists its product as uncharacterized. Bases 1 to 528 code for a protein of 175 amino acids. The transcript has a single exon. The record is from RefSeq and is a predicted model, not a curated record. NCBI's taxonomy places the organism in Eukaryota, Fungi, Ascomycota, Pichiomycetes, Serinales, Debaryomycetaceae.